Molecule: messenger RNA, 2070 nt
Organism: Dama dama (fallow deer)
Lineage: Eukaryota; Metazoa; Chordata; Mammalia; Artiodactyla; Cervidae
Gene: YIPF2
Product: Yip1 domain family member 2
Exons: 10
Coding region: 166-1101 (311 amino acids)
Biological process (GO): vesicle-mediated transport
Cellular component (GO): membrane; Golgi apparatus
Molecular function (GO): small GTPase binding
Source: RefSeq, a predicted model, not a curated record
UUGUUCCCCAUCGGAAAAGGAUAGCAGACGGACCGACGCCGGAUGUUGCUGUCCGAUCUGAGUGGGGUCAUCUGCGGCGGGUAGGCGAGUCGCGCAGGCGCAGAGAGUCCGUGACCCGCCGGUUGAGAUCGCUUCAGAGGGAUGCGGAGACGACCCUGAGAGACCAUGGCAGCGGCUGACGAGCUGGCCUUCCACGAGUUCGAGGAAGCUACUAAUCUGCUGGCCCAGACCCCGAAUGAGACCACCACCAGAAGUGAUCAGCUGGGCCCUAAGGGGCACGUGGCUGUGGCCAUGGACUCAGGCGGCAGUUAUGGAGCUGAGGAUGAGGUAGAGGAGAGCGACAAGACUGAGCUCCUACAGGAGGAGAAGCCGCAGCCUGGUUUCUGGACCUUUGGCUACUAUCAGAGCUUCUUCGAUGUGGACACUUCACAGGUCCUGGACCGGAUCAAAGGCUCACUGCUGCCCCGACCCGGCCACAACUUUGUACGGCACCGCCUGCGGAAUCGGCCAGACCUGUAUGGCCCCUUCUGGAUCUGUGCCACGCUGGCCUUCGUCUUGGCCAUCACUGGCAACCUGACCCUGGUGCUGGCCCAGAGGAGGGACCCGUCCAUCCACUACAGCCCCCAGUUCCACAAAGUGACCGUGGCCAGCAUCACCAUCUACUGCUACGCGUGGCUGGUGCCGCUGGCGCUGUGGGGCUUCCUGCGGUGGCGCAAGGGUGUCCGGGAGCGCAUGGGGCUUUACACCUUCCUGGAGACCGUGUGCGUCUACGGCUACUCCCUCUUCGUCUUCAUCCCCACCGUGGUCCUGUGGCUCAUCCCUGUCCCGUGGCUGCAGUGGCUCUUCGGGGCCCUGGCCCUAGCCCUGUCGGCCGCCGGCCUGGUGUUUACCCUCUGGCCCGUUGUCCGCGAGGACACCCGCUUGGCAGCUGGGGUGCUGCUCUCGGUGGUGGUGCUGCUCCACGCCCUCCUGGCCAUGGGCUGCAAGUUUUAUUUCUUCCAGCCGCUGCCUCCAGAGCCCAUGGCAUCUCCCCACCAAGCUACCUCUCAGGCUCCAGCCACAAUGUUUCCACCCACCCUACCGAGGUCCGUGGCAGCCUAGGAAGGCUGAGCCCGCAGGCCCAAGAGAUGGUGACUAAAGGCUCCCCUGAAACCUCGAGAUCAUUUCGCUACUUUCCAGACUUUUCUUACAAAGCAAACACUUUUAUUUUCUAUGCAAAGGUGAUUCAGAGAAUUUAUAUAAAGGCGGGAGAGGGACAGAGUAGGGAGCUUCCAGGGCGGCCAUCGCCCCCGGGGGCCUCCCCAGCCUGGGCCACACCUGCUCUUCCUGGGGCACCCAGAGAGCGGGCCUUGAGCUGAGCCUGGGCUCCGCCACAUCCAAGUCUGGGGCUGUUAGAAACGGGGGGGGGCACAAUUAGAAGAAAACUGCCUGUGCUGAAACAUAUAUUUCCGUGGGUUUUUUUAUUUUUAUUUUUUUCCUUUUCUUUCCUUUUUUUUUUUUUUUGGAGAGGUCCCUGCAAGGCCCCUUCCCAGGUUGGGGAGGGACCAGAAUGCCGUCAGAGUAGGAGGGACAGGAGGAGCAUCUACAAAUACUGAAGGGGGUACACAGGCCUAACGUUAGCUACAAGGAAAAAGGACGCCUUCCACGACAGACCCUUGAGGUUUCUGCGUCUGCCCCAAGCGGCUGACGCUGACCCUUCCCUCCAGGCCCAGGGCCCCCAGGCCACCCAUUCUAGCUCUGGGUGCAGGUGGCGGCAGGGCCUGCAGGGGCUCAGGGACAGGACAGCAGCAAGAGGCAGGGGCUGAGGACGGAGGGCCUUCCCGACAGCCGGGUGGGUUUUACAUUCAAGUGUGAGGUGAACCCUUUGGUGGGAGAGGGCCGAGGGGCUCCCUGGGCUCCGGAGGCCCGGCCCCACCCCAUCCUGAAGACUCGGCAGGGCCGCCCCUCACCACUGAGACUCUGAGCUGGGGAGAGGGGCUGCUGGCUCGGCCCGGCCGGCCUGAUUUCUCAGAGGGUCUGUGGAUUGACACUGGUUCUUUUCAUAAAAAAAUAAAAUUAAAAAAAGCAGCA